AUGCCGACAUCAAAAUAUAUAUAUUAAAACGUUUGGCACAUGAAAAGUCCAGUGCCACACAAGGAUGUCUGUGAAUAUUCUAGAGCGAUGACAUAAACACAUAAUUUUGAUUAAUUUCAAUUAAUUUGCAGAAAUCAAACUGUUGUGAUUUCUGGUACUCAGUUUAAACUAGAGACAUUAUUAAAAUAUCUUGUUUUAUUGCUUUACGCGUUUAAAGUCACUUUGACAUUUACAACUUUGCUUCGGUCAACAAAAUAAUAUCAGAUAUAUCGCCCAGUCCUAAUUAAAAGGCAAUACUGUGAUUGCAAAUAUGUUUGCAAGUAGCCAGGUUAACGUUACACUACUUCCUGUUUUGACAGGAAGCUGAGGGAUCUUUAAGUGAAGCAGCCCAGACAAAUAUCAGUGUUUUUGCAGCAAUAAAUUUGAGGGAGUUCCCUCUGAAUCAGGGAGAGUCUGCAUAUAAAAUGGUCUGCAGUUCUCUGCUUCGUAGGUCAGAAGCUUGUUUAUUCUGUCUCCAUGGCUACGUUCAGUCCCAACCAAAUCGUCCAAUUGGCAUGCAUUAGUCGGCACCUCAGAAUUGUCAUUGUGCAAUAUGAUUUGUCUAUGAGAGGCUGUUUUGAAUAGAUCAGCUCUGGGUUAUCAACCAGUACCACACCAAUUCGCCCAAUUGGCAUGCAUUAGUCUCAGAGUUAUCAUUGGCCAAUGUAAUUUGGCUUUUUUAAAAUAGAUCAUUACUGGGUUAUGCAGAAGUGACAACAAAUGCUCUGUAUACCGCUUACGCAUGUUUAUUUUUUGCUUUUUUGUGAUAGGACUAGUUAUUGGGCCAUUAUUGAGAUUCUACAAAAUGUUCCAAAGAAGAAUUAAUAUACAUUUAAGAAAGAAAUAGGGGAUUGGAUAAUGCAUCAGCUUAAUUAGGCCUACAUCAAUUAGCGAUUUCAUAUUAACAAGACAUUCAAAACAGAUAAAGGGCAAUGACCUGAUAUCAUGUCGAGUUUCACUGCUUGAUCGGGACUGCUAGCCAGAUUUGCACGGACAGGUUUUAUUAACGUUCUGCAUUGUGCACACUACAGAUGCUGCUGCCACUUGCGCCGCUGCCUCCUCCCCUGGAGGACUCAGCGGUACUCUUCCUUCCUGUCCCAGCAUGCUCUCUGCUACCUCAGCCCUAGAGCAGGCUUCCAGGCUCCACAGCGGUCCUGCCGCAGAGGGGAUGCCAGAGAGGAUGGGUGUGGAGCCUGGAUCAGUGGUGGCUAUCAGUGCGCUAGAUACUGUCGGAGCCACACAGAGCCAGGCGACCCCUUCAAAGCGGCGGACCGUCCUGAGCAUCUCGCCCCCUCCGGAGGACCUGCUGGACGACAGUCGCAUGUCCUGCCAGGAUGAUGUGCUUCCCAACCAGGACUCGGAGCAGAGUAGCAGUAUGUGGAUGGACGACUCUGUGUCCAACUUUAGCAUGGGCAGCAGCAAUUCGUACAACGACAAUACUGAAGUGCCCAGAAAGUCUCGAAAGAGAACUCCUCGCCAGCGGCCGGGGCCAAAGCCUGCGGCCCGGGAAGAAGCCGGCAUGGAUGUGUUUGAUGCAGACAGCGCUAAAGCGCCGCACUUUGUUCUUUCACAACUGGGUUCAGACGCCAAAGUCACACCCAAAGUGAGCUCCCUGGAAGUGUCAAACAAUCAGAAGGGGGGCAUUCUUUCCAUUCAAUACCCUCAGAAGAGCGAAGGGAAGGAGCUGAAGAUUUUGAUUCAGCCUGAGACGCAGCACAGAGCACGAUACCUCACGGAGGGAAGUAGGGGAUCCGUCAAAGACCGUACCCAGCAAGGAUUUCCUACAAUCAAAUUAGAGGGAGUCAGUGAACCAGUGGUGCUCCAAGUGUUUGUGGCUAAUGACGCUGGACGUGUGAAGCCUCAUGGGUUUUAUCAAGCCUGCAAAGUGACGGGGCGCAACACAACGGCCUGUAAGGAAGUGGAUAUCGAAGGGACCACAGUUAUUGAAGUAAACCUUGAGCCGACCAACUCUAUGACCCUAGCUGUGGACUGUGUUGGAAUCUUGAAGCUGAGGAAUGCCGAUGUUGAAGCUCGUAUAGGGGUUGCUGGCUCCAAAAAGAAGAGCACUCGAGCUCGUUUGGCCUUCAGAGUCAACAUCUCAAGACCUGAUGGAUCUGUCCUAACCCUCCAGGCCCUCUCCUCUCCUAUUUUAUGUACUCAACCAGCUGGAGUGCCUGAAAUCCUUAAGAAGAGUCUUCACAGUGGCUCUGUCGCAGGAGGAGAGGAAGUCUUUAUCAUUGGCAAGAACUUUCUCAAAGGAACCAAAGUUCUUUUUCAGGAAAAUUCUACAGAUGAAAGUGGCUGGCAGGCCGAAGCAGAAAUUGACAUGGAACUUUUUCAUCAGAAUCAUCUAGUGGUGAAGGUUCCCCCAUAUCAUGACCAGACAGUGACCUCCCCAGUGUCCGUUGGGAUUGCUGUAGUGACAAAUGCAGGGAGAACACAUGAUCUACAGCCUUUUACCUACACUCCUCUAACAGAGAAGGUUGAAAUACCAGUGAAAUCAGAACUGCCAGUCACAGUCAAGGCUUGUACCUUUGAAGAGCAGAUAAAAGCAAUGCAAAAUGAGACCAGUUGUCUAAACAAUGUCUUAAUGUUACCUAUGGUCAAACGAGAAGAACCUAUGGAAGUUUCCUGUAAUGCAGCACCUUCAGACAUUUUUAAGCCUGUAGAGGCCCUUAGUUCAACCCAACAAAUCUUGGAGAUAAGUACUGUCCUUCCCUCUGCCACCAAGUCUUUUCCAAGUCCUGUGGCUCUUCAACCCGUUGACUCACAACAGCCAUCACCUCAAAUAUUUACAACUCAAGAAACCUUAUCCACCAUACAGAAGCAGGACAUACCUUCACCUGCAUCGUUCCAAGUGUCCUUGUCGGAAGACACAACAGUUCUCCAGCCUGUUCCCCCUCAGGUCCCUCAGCAGUUCUUGCGGGAAACUCCAGAAACUUUGUCUCCAGAGGACAACAGUGCAGAUGGAAGUGGAAUGGUAUUGGUGGGCAUAGACUCUCGGAAUCCUCCAUCCCAGCGGCCACAAGUUCAGGCUCUUUUGCCCCAGGAUGGUGUUGCACAGCUAGAGAGAGCAGUAAGAGAGCUGCAAGCACAACAACAGCUAAAUUCUGUACUUUAUAGCCCGACACCAUCUGCAGAGAGCCUUCAGCAACACGUCCAGGAAAACAUGAACAGUUUAAGGUUGGGUGGAAAUGAGACAACUCUAACAAACCAGCUACAGCAGCAGCAAGAGCAGAAUAUAUUGGAGAAUCUGCAUCAUCAGCAACAGAAGGCACUUGUGGAUCUACAACAUCAACAGACAGUCCUUGAAAAUUUGCAGCAACAUCAGAAGGUCUUGGAAAAUCUCCAACAACAGGCUCUUGGCAACAUUCAGCAGCAGCAAACACACAAAGUUUUGGAGAAUCUACAGCAUCAACAGCAGCACCAGAAAGUCAUGGAAAACAUUCAGCAACAAAGUUCUAUAGUGACUCUGCAGCAUCAAAAAGUUCUUGAUAAUCUUCAACAGCAGCAACAGCAUCAGAAAAAUUUAGAAACUCUUCAGCAUCAGGAAGUAAUAGAGAGCCUAAAGCAACAAUUACAGUCAGAGCUAUUGCAGACACAUAUUCCAAUGCAGUGCACACCUAGCUUCUCUAACGAACAGCAAAGCUCCACACAGACUAAUACUCUAUCGCAGCCCCCUGAAGGCUUCCUCCAGAACCCACCCCAGCAGCAGUUGCAGCAGCAAACUACUCUUUUCCAACAGACAGGGGGUCUUAUGACCAUUCAGACAUCAAGCUUUCUGCAGCAGCCAUCCUCUCAACCCUCACCUCCACUGCCUCUUUUUCAGAGUCAUAACCCUUUGACUGAAACACAAGACUCGCAGACAGUACUCUUUGGAACCACAAAGUCACCACAAGUCCAAGCAACCUUAUUUCCUGGUACCAUGACCAUGCUAACAAGCACCAAUCUGCCUACAGAUCAGCAGGCUCCUUCAGCUAGCUUGUUUAUUGCGCAGAGUGUGUUGCCUGGCCAGCUAUCAUCGGAUAAUAACCCGAACCAGCAGCAGCAACAGAUAGCUUUCCUCACGCCCAUGCAGACAUCUGGAACAGAAGCUCAGACUGUCUCACUUUUUCAGGGACAAGCACAGUUGUCCACCCCAAUGGAACAACAACAGUCUCCCCAACAACAACAGAUGGCAACACCCCAACAGGCCCCUCUUUUUCCAAAUAUUGCCACAAUAUCCCCAAAUCAAACACAGCCACCAACACAGACAGGCAUAUUGUUCUGUACCACAGCCAUUAAUCCCCAUGAUCUGCCCCAGGCUCUGCUAUUCAGUGGCCAGAACCAAGCUUCACUAGCAAGUGACCGUCUCCCAGAGAAUAUCUUUCAGGAGCAGCAACCCAUGCAAGUUGUUCCCAGCUCUGAAAACAUUACUGUGAACAACCCUUCAAACCAACCCACCGCCUCCGCAGCCCAGCCAACUCCGAAUCCACCAAUUAUUUUUCCACAAGCCAGUGUUUUGAGUGUUGCCCAACAAGACUCGGCAGAGCCCAUGUCUUUUCAAGACCAGAGCACCGUUGUGAGUGACUCGUCUGCCAGUAUGCCUUCAACACGGAAGGAACUUUUUCAGGACCAGCAACCUAUGCAGGUUGUCCCCAGUGCCACCAGCGUAACCCCUGUCUCUCCUACAGACCAACCUUCUGGCAACAUUUUUUUGCCUCAGUCAGCCAUUUCAGCCCUGCAAGGUGGUGUAAGUGUUCAGGAGUUACCUACAACUGCCACAGCAGCCACCAUCUUUAGUGGACAGAGUGGUGUGGCAGUGGGCGGUCUCCAGAACACCACAUCUUCCGCCCCUCAGCAACCUCCCAGUCAACUCUUUCAGACAGCUAUUGGGGGAACUCUCAGCCAACCUGGACUGCCAGGACAAGCAGGCCUUUUUCUUUUUGAGAUUCCCAGUGAAUGUGGACCGCUAAUGAAUUCUCCUGGUCCGUCGUUGUCAGAUCAGCUUGUCACCAUGGGCCAUCCCGGUUCGGAUCAGACCCAGCUUCAAACUAGUUCACAGAUUCACCCCUUACUGGACCAGUCCAACAACCUUGAUGAUAAGAUAGACGAACUUCUGGAACGUUUUCAGGAGCAGGAAAAGGCGCUUCCUAGGGAUUUCUUGGACCAUUAAAGAUAAGUAGUCUGAAACCUCAAUCCAGUAGACCCAACGUCCACACUGCUUGUUGAUGUUUCUUUACAUCUUGUGUCUUGUGUAGGUAUUAACUAAACUUGGGGGUUGUCUCAGUUGGGGGGUCUUCACUUGUAUCUAUGUUUCUGAAAGCUUGUAAUGUGUUGUUUUGGCGGGACAUGUUACGUAUGGAUGUCGUCACAGCUCCUUUUUCUUGAUGGACAUGAAAGGGUCCACUUCACUGAGGCCACUGUUUGGCAUGUCAACAUAUCAUGUGACCCAUUAAGCCAUUAAGUAUAUUGGCACUUUGCUACUUUGUAUUGUGUUCUUGACUUCCACUUGAAUCUUGUCCAUUUAUUGCCGUCAUUAAUCUGUUUUCCAGUAGAAGCCAACCUAGUACAGCAUAAAUUCAAAAGCUCUCUGUUGCCGUUGAGAUACUAAUACAUUGUGAAUGAAUUUGAAAUAUUUAGCACUUUAGGGAGUUCCUACCGGAGAUUCUCUCUUUUAGCUUUGUAACCCAUGUGUGUCUACCUGGUUGUCAAAGCGUUUCAUGUUUUGAUAGUCAUAAUGCUUUUCUAAAAAUGUGUUUGUGUUUCAUUACUCUUUAGUGUCUCUUUUCAGAAUAUAGCCUAUUUUAUGAGCCAUGUUUAAUGUUUUAAGUGUUUGAAUGUUUGAUGGAUGUCCAUCAAAUCUCUCCAUUUUCACAUAACAUUUAAAGUCAAGAUGUUCUAUGUAAAUCACUCCUCUCCUUCUUCUCUGUUUUAGGUUUGUUAUUUAAUUUUAUUUAAAUGAUCAAGAGGUCCAACUUGUAGACAUGAAUUACUAUCAGGGAUGUGAAAAUGUGCAACAUUGCCAUUGAGAUAUGUGAACAGAUUGUAUUAUCAUCCACCAGAGCGUCUACAAUGUGUUUGUUUAUGUGCUCAGCAGAAAGACGUGGAGCACAUUUGUACUAUAUAAGAUGCAGCUAUGUUCUUGAUUUUGAAUUAUAUGUGGUUCAUGGUGAUUAUUCAAAUAAGCACAAGCUUGGGAAGAGGAUUUGUUGCGGUGGUGCAUGCAAGGGAUAGUUCACCCAAAUAUGAAAAUCAAUUUUUACUAAUCUCUAUGCCGUUCCAAACUGGUAUGACCUUCUUUCAUCUGUGGUGCUCAAAAAACAUAAAUUGAGGGUAUUUUGCUUCAUGAGGAAUGCAGGAAUGAGAUCUGACAGCUAUCAUGGACAUUUUUGGUCUGUUCCGCACACACGGCAUCUGAAAACUUGGAAUAUUGUGCACUUGGUUUUUUUAUGAGUUGGGUUUAGGUCAUUGAAUGCUUGUGUUGCAAAGGCACUGAAAACAUUCUUCAGAAUUGUGCCUUUUGUGUUUCACAGAAGAAAGACGGUCCUACAGAUUCUGAAUGGAAUGACAGGAGUGUGUGAGAAAAUGAAUGAUAGGAUAUUUAUUGCUGAUGUGAACUAUCACAACUAUGGGGGUGUUUUUUGGGCAGCUUAAAAUGGAAGUUAGGUCCAUAUUUCCUUGAGGGUUUAAGAAGGGAUUGGUUUGUAUUCACCCCCCCAGGAAAUCAGAUAAAAUCCCACCCAAGUUUUAAAACAAGAUAUGAUGACGAGAUGGCUUCAUAACAUCACUGCACGACAAUCUCAUCAUACAAGUUUUAAAAUUGGUCUUUUGGAAAAUUAGCUCUUACUAAUCAGAAAUCAUUAGUCAUGUGUCCUAACUGGAAGAUUUCUCUACAAGUAGUGUAGUGUACGCUGGUAAAUUAACUCGUACAGGGUUUGAUAUUGACAGAAUGCUGCUACAUUUUGUCAUAACUGAUACUAAUUGGUUGUUUACAUCAGCCUUGACUUUUUAAAAAUGGUUUGUAAUGAGCUGUUAAUUAUUUGCGUUAUGACAUUUAAGCGUUUUUUCUCAUUUCUUUCGAAAAGUCAUUGUCACACCCUCAACUGAGGGGAUCUUUUUGUUGUAGGACAUUGCUCUAUUUUAUUAAAUCACAUUUAUUUGACAUUUUACUUGUUCACCGACACAUGCAGUCUUUUAAAAAGCUUUAAGACUUAACAUCAAUGUACUCUAUUCUAAGAAGCAGCUUUUGCAUUGACAAUAUUCUCAUGCAAACAUAAUGUGAGGUAGUUCUAUUUCAAAUCUGCAUAAACAUCUUUGCUUUGAUAAGUCGGUUAUUUGUACAUCGUACUUGCCUUUAUAUUCUUUUUUUGAAUGCUUUCUGUAAAAUUUGCGUAAUUACUGUUGUAAAUAGUAGAUCGGCUGUUUUAAGUGUGCUGUUCCUUUGUGAGGUAGCAGUUUGUUAAAAGCGUGCUCUCUUUGUAGUAAAACAUAAUAUCUCACCUGCAAGUGAGGCAUACAUACAGUAUUUUUGUAAAACUGAAUUUCGAAAAUGUACUAUGUACAUUUGAAACAUUUUAAAAGUGAAUUGUCCCUUCUGCAGUACUGUACUUCAUAUGUCAAUAUUCAGAGCGGUGGAAUGAUGGUUUUUGUCCCCAUCACUGUGUUACAAAAUGGAGAUUGUUAUUUGUUUGGCAUAAGCGAAAUAUUGUCGAUUUCGAAACCAUUAAAAAAAGACUGGUUUUGGGUGUGGGUGAAUCUCUCACAGACUCAUCUUUUGCCAUAUUUCACCCCAAAAUACAUCAAUUUAAUAAAAGUUAUAGAUCUCUGUAGCCUGUUAUAUCUAUCAAUAAAUCUUGUUCUUAUAAAACGAAAAAAGAAAAAUAUUAAUUUAAAUAAAGUACAAUUGUACACACUACCGGUACUAUUUGUUUUACUGAAUUGACGCUUGCUUAAAAUGAUUGGUUUUCAUGGCUGUUACAGUUUUUUUUUUUUUCCCUCUUUUGUUAAAUUAUAGAUAUGAAAAGUUGAUUUUUUUUAAAAAUUUUGGAGGGGGUGAAAUAUGACCUGGAUAUUUCUUUGUGAGAGAUAUAGGCUAAUGUUCUGGAGCCUGGGUUCCAUGCAAAGCCAUAAAAAAAAUCAAACUCUGGAAUCAGAGUGGAAGAAUGUGUGUGUUUCGCCUCGUGGUGUAGGACAUAUAGAUUCACACUACAUCUAACCUAAGGACCAAUUAAGAAGAACAAAUAUUUUCUCAAAUCAAGGCAGCAGAAUCAACGUUAUUUGUCCAUUCUUGUGUUUUUUUGGUACUGAUGCUCCAGCUUGCGUCAAAAUCAUACUGUAUGUAUUAUGAACAAAAAUAUAUUUCUGCACAAAUCCAUCAUUAACAUUUUUUAUUUUUUUCAUAUUGUGCUUUUUGAUUGAAAGUACUUUGUGCCUUUGCAAGCCUUUCCUCUUAUUUCUAAAGGACCUUUGUAUAUAAUGAAAUACUUAGAUGUUGGGAUUACUAGUUCUUAAUCCAGAAGUAAAAGACUACAUUUUUAUUGACAUUGUUUUGUCUGGUCAAAUUGUCAUUAACCGGUCUGUCGGUGUGGUCUCAAAUACAUCUGAACAUUUAUAUCAUGACACUGCUAUGCAGCCUCAACUCACUUUUUUUUUAUUUUUUGCUUUAUUUCAAAUGUCAUCAUUCUCAUCCACUGGUGGUUAUUGGCUCUUGAAAUGUGUUAGAUCAAGGUGUAAGGUUAAAGAAGGUUAUUGAUCUCAGUGAUAACUGAUUUUUUCCUGUUUGUUUGGCCAGCAGGUGUUGGAAGAAUUUUUGUUAGUAAGUGUAAAAUUGUAAAAAAGGUUUGAAGAGCGCUUAACCCAAUCACCAGCAGUUAUUUGUGCUUUUAUUUGAUGCGAAAGGUGUAUUUUAAAUGCACAAUUUUUUAAUUUUGUUUGCUUUUGUUUGAUGUGAUUAACGUCCAAUGCUUUUGAAGUUGUCACGGGACAGUGGUUCUCAACCCCCUUUAAACUAGCGUCAGUAGAUUAAAAUAAGUCACGGUUUAAUUAUUUCACAUUUUUCAAGAACUGUAUGUACUAACAAGUUAUAAAUGGGAUAACUUUAUAAUUGGUCUUCGCUCGGGACACACAGGACCAAAUUUCUACAUUGCAAUUGGGAGUUCAAGUGCUGCAUUUUCACCAGAGUGAAAAAUAGGGAUGUGAAUUGGCACUUUGCAUGCGUCUAUUUAAAUGAUUUACAUUUAUUAUAACUUUUUAAUGUUUUAAAGAAAUCGUCUAUGAGCCCAUCUGGAAGUUUUUGUCGGCCCCUGGUUGAGAGCCACUGUUAUACGGAUAGCCGUUCACUCAUGAGUGUGUAAGAAUGACAUUCAGUAUCGUGAAGAAACGUGAACUAAUGACAUUUGACGUAAAUAAACGUAUUUUGCUUUAAUCAGUACAUUUGUAUACUCCUGCAGUUAUAUUUCUGUAAGAUGUGCUGCUAUAUGAAUAAAGAUAGAUAUGAA
Sinocyclocheilus grahami is the source of this 9518-nucleotide messenger RNA. RefSeq names its product nuclear factor of activated T-cells 5-like. Gene Ontology annotation, cellular component: transcription regulator complex. Lineage: Eukaryota; Metazoa; Chordata; Actinopteri; Cypriniformes; Cyprinidae. The record is from RefSeq and is a predicted model, not a curated record. Gene Ontology annotation, molecular function: transcription factor binding; DNA-binding transcription factor activity, RNA polymerase II-specific; RNA polymerase II cis-regulatory region sequence-specific DNA binding. Gene Ontology annotation, biological process: calcineurin-NFAT signaling cascade; regulation of transcription by RNA polymerase II; cytokine production. The transcript has 12 exons. The coding region runs from base 1142 to 5194 and encodes 1350 amino acids.